Uncinocarpus reesii 1704 is the source of this 684-nucleotide messenger RNA. RefSeq lists its product as uncharacterized. The record is from RefSeq and is a predicted model, not a curated record. Bases 1 to 684 code for a protein of 227 amino acids. NCBI's taxonomy places the organism in Eukaryota, Fungi, Ascomycota, Eurotiomycetes, Onygenales, Onygenaceae. The transcript is spliced from 3 exons.
AUGAAGACCGCGUCUUUCUAUCUCCUGGCCUACAUUUACCUUUUCUCAUUGAACCCGAUCGCCGCAGCUCCAUCGCCAGAAGAGCAACAGUACAUUGAUUUUUGCGCGGAAAGGUUUGGUCCUGAUACCGCCAUCCAGCCUGCCGAAGGAGGUGGCUUUCAGUGUGUCAUGUGUGCCGGUUCUGCGUACCAGGACCCGGUGACCGGCGAUCGCAAAUGUUGUAACGUCCUGAAUGAGAGUUUCAGCGUCGACAAAGUUGUCCAAACGCGAGGAGGCUGCUGCAAGGCUCCUUUGGUCUUUUCCUAUGAUCCGGCGGCCAAGGCUGGAAAGUGCUGUAACCCUGGCCAUAAGUUUAUGGCCGGGGCCUGCACUCCUCACGAGCCUUCCCGACCAAAAUGUACUCAAUGUUCCAAGAACUACGCUUGCGCUCACGAUGGCCACCUUGGCCUUCGGUCUGCAAAAGCACCACCGACUGCGAUGCUAACUUUGGCAGGUAUGUUCCCGAGGACGGCACUUGGGCCCUUCAAGAUCAGCUUGGCCGCCGUGAAGAUACAGGGCCUGGCUGGUUCGGCAAUUACACCCCUCACAUGGGCAUUGCACCCUUCAAGGAAACUGCCAGGGCAGCCAUAUUCAAGGGGGAGGGAUUCUGCAUGUAUGGAGAGUGUGCAGUCUGCCUACGCCUAG